AUGAACCACAUUCUCCUGUUCUGUUAUGACCCGCAGCAGAACGCCACAUACAGAAGCGCCGCUUUGUGGAUGCGGGUCACGGGCGUCACCUCUGAAGACGAGAGGCGGACCGGGCUAAUACCUCCAGCACUGUCAUUGUCACAGAGGGGUGUUACCACGGCGACCUUUGAUGGCUUCUUCCUCCGCCAGCGAAAACAGGAAGUGUGCGGCGUGCAUACAGAUGACUGCGAAAUCUGA
This is a messenger RNA of Knipowitschia caucasica, 237 nucleotides long. The record is from the annotation of a GenBank genome assembly. NCBI's taxonomy places the organism in Eukaryota, Metazoa, Chordata, Actinopteri, Gobiiformes, Gobiidae.